UUUGAGUGUUGCUCCUCAUCUUGCGAAAACAAUUUUUCCUCUUCCCUAGCGCAUCGCCACGGGAGCUUCUACACCGAUAUCCCGAAGAUGGGGGCAGGCACUCAAAGCCACGAAGAGAUGGAUGCGGGAAACGAUGUAGAGAAGCACGUCGUUCAAGUGAGCACGGGAACAGAGUCUCAUUCUCGUGGUUUCAUGGGAUAUGUCUCAAGAUUGGAAAACCGUGGCGGAAUCGAGGUGAAAGGCGCAAUUCCAGUUCCCUAUGAUGAAAGGACGAUCACUCGAUACUGGCAUGUCUUCUCGCUAUGGUUCUGUAUGAGCUGCAACAUGUUACCGAUCACGUUUGGAAUGGUAGGAACCACAAGUUUUGGAUUAAGUUUAAGAGACGCAGCUCUUGUCAUCUUCUUUUUUACCCUAUUCUCCACUAUACCGGUCGCCUACAUGUGCACGUGGGGGCCAAAGACUGGAAUGCGACAACUUGUACAAGCCAGGUUCUCAUUUGGGAAAUACUUUGUGUCUAUUCUCGUCCUACUCAACCUGGCCACCCUUACUGGAUUUUGCGUGGUUGAUUCAGUGAUUGGCGGUCAAGCACUGUCUGCUGUGACCAACGGAACAUCUGUCAAUGCCACUGUGGGCAUCGUUAUUAUCGCUCUAUUAUCGCUCUUGAUCUCUUUCUGUGGGUUCAAGGUCUUGCAUUUCUACGAGAAGUAUGCCUGGGUGCCGGCAUUAAUCGCUAUUGUGAUCGCAACCGGAGUCGGAGGGAAGCAUCUCAAAGAACAAGUCGUUGUUCCAGCUGCUACCGCUCCUCAAAUCCUGUCUUUUGGUGGGCUUGUUGCAAGCUUCAUGCUACCGUGGGCAGCGUUGGCUUCCGACUUCUCAACAUAUAUGCAUCCAAAGGCACCUCCGUUCCGGAUCGCGUUCUACACGUACAUGGGUCUCGCUUUACCGACUAUCCUCUUAAUGACUCUAGGAGCUGCGAUAGGCGGCGCCACUCCCAAUAUUCCCACCUGGACAGAAGGGUAUGAGAAGAAUGCUGCAAGUGGUGUUCUAGCAGCAAUGAUGCAUCCCGUCGGUGGUUUUGGACGUUUUGUCACUGUCGUGCUUGCUUUCAGCAUGGUUGGCAAUUUGUCCGCGACCAUGUACAGCAUCACCCUCAACUUCCAGAUGUUUGUCCCUUGGAUGUUCCGUAUUCCUCGCUACAUCUUCUCCGUCGUGAUAACCGCCAUUGUUAUCGGAGUCGCUAUUGAAGCUGCCAAAAGAUUCUUCGUCAAUCUGGAGAACUUCCUAGGCUUGAUCGGAUAUUGGUCAGCUGCCUUCAUCGGAGUUGUUCUGGUUGAUCAUAUCAUCUUUCGUGGACGAAACUUCGACUGCUAUACUGAAGACACAACAGCGUGGAACGACUCCAAAAAACUGCCCCCUGGUUUUGCAGCCAUAGGAGCUGCCGUUCUUUGCUUUGCUUUGGUAAUACCGAGCAUGAAUCAGAUAUGGUUUACUGGGCCUAUAGCCGAAUCCACUGGAGAUAUCGGCUUCGAAAUAGCUCUGGUUCUUUCGGCACUGCUAUAUGGUCCUUUUAGAUACCUGGAACAGCGAAUAUUCGGACGAUGA
Periconia digitata is the source of this 1602-nucleotide messenger RNA. NCBI's taxonomy places the organism in Eukaryota, Fungi, Ascomycota, Dothideomycetes, Pleosporales, Periconiaceae. The record is from the annotation of a GenBank genome assembly.